This is a messenger RNA of Salvia hispanica, 830 nucleotides long. Its product is annotated as signal peptidase complex subunit 2-like. Gene Ontology annotation, biological process: protein targeting to ER. NCBI's taxonomy places the organism in Eukaryota, Viridiplantae, Streptophyta, Magnoliopsida, Lamiales, Lamiaceae. Gene Ontology annotation, cellular component: membrane; signal peptidase complex. The record is from RefSeq and is a predicted model, not a curated record.
GCAGUCAUACAUACGGUACAAUUUGUCUUCCGACAAUAACCCUAGAAUCAGAGAAAAUGCAGGAGAAGAAAGUGGAAAAUCCCGCCAAUAAGACCCCUAAGAAGACCAAUCUGCUCGAUCACAAUUCCAUCAAACACAUUCUUGACGAGUCUGUCACUGAGAUCGUGACAAGCAAAGGGUAUCCUGAAGAUGUAAGGAUGAGUAACAUUCGGUUACUGAUUGGGGCGAUCAUCAUUGUUAUUGCCCUCUUUGCGCAGUUUUACAACAAGAAGUUCCCCGAGAAUCAGGACUUCCUCAUCGGUUGCAUCGUUUUGUAUGUUUUGUUCAAUGGGAUAUUGCAACUGAUUAUAAACACGAAGGAAAAGAAUGCCAUUCUAUUCACCUAUCCUCCACCUGAUUCUUUCAAUUCUACUGGGUUAGUAGUGACUUCUAAGAUGCCAAGAUUCUCAGACAUGUAUACACUUACCAUAGCCAGCGCAGACCCCAAAUCGAUAUCUGCAAAGCCAUCAGUUGAAUUUACCAAAAGUGUUACUAAGUGGUUCACUAAGGAUGGAGUUUUGGUGGAGGGAUUUUUCUGGAAGGACGUCGAGGGACUGAUAAAUGAUUAUGCCAAAGAAUCUAAAAAGAGCAAAUAAAUUUCAACUUGUAACAUAUACCAGUGAAUUGCAUUCAUGCGGACUAGUUUACAUGGUAGAACAGUAAUUGAAAGUGAGAGUGAAUGGGUUUUGUAUUACAAAUAUGGUUAUCAAAAUUUGGGCAGGAUUACUGAUACAACUCUGAUUAAAUUAGUACUACAAGUAAUGAUGGGAAGAAUUUACAGAUUUAUAUUC